AUGACGCUGAACCUUGGGAUCGGUAUCCCCAACUUGGUGGUGAACUACAUCCCGGACGAGAUGGAUGUGGUUCUGCAGGGGGAGAACGGGCUCCUCGGCAUUGGCCCGUACCCGCUGCCGGAGGAGGUCGACCCCGACGUCACGAACGCCGGCAAGCAGACCGUCACGAUGAGCAAGUCGGGCGCUUCGUUGUUUGACAGUGCCGAGUCCUUCAGCAUGAUCCGCGGCGGUCACUUGGACUUGACCAUGCUGGGUGCCCUACAGGUCUCGAGCAGCGGCGACAUCGCCAGCUGGUGGGUUCCCGGCAAGGUGCUGAAGGGCAUGGGCGGCGCCAUGGACCUUGUCAUGUCGGGCUGCCGUAAUGUAGUGCUGAUGGAGCACACGAACAAGGAAGGGAAGCCGCGCGUGGUACAAUCCUGCAACAUCCCUCUCACUGGCGCUGGUGUGGUGGAUCUUCUCAUCACCGAGCUGUGUGCUUUCCGUUUUGAAAAGCAGAAGGGCGGGGUCCGGGUGAUGUGGCUGUCGGAGUUGGCAGAGGGCGUGACGGUGGAAGAGGUAAAGGCCAAGACGAUGGCCAAUUUCAAGAUCGACCCGAAUAUAAAGACGAUGCCGCUGGCGCCGGUGCCGGUGCCUCAUGAGUGA
Molecule: messenger RNA, 642 nt
Organism: Leishmania braziliensis MHOM/BR/75/M2904
Lineage: Eukaryota; Euglenozoa; Kinetoplastea; Trypanosomatida; Trypanosomatidae
Product: succinyl-coa:3-ketoacid-coenzyme a transferase-like protein
Exons: 1
Coding region: 1-642 (213 amino acids)
Molecular function (GO): succinyl-CoA:3-oxo-acid CoA-transferase activity
Source: RefSeq, a predicted model, not a curated record